AUGGCACCGGCUGUUAAACGGAACGGUCAGCAUCGACGAGCAUACAUGACAGUCCUCCCACUUGCCAACGAUCUAGGCCUCGAAGUAGACGCCCAUUGCUCUCGCAAAGAUACCAAGUGCGUUGCCAAAACGAUUCGCGAUUACAAGGGACCCGGGAAUAUUCUGAUUGCAUGGAGACAUUCGAAUAUGAAAGGUAUACUGGAAAGACUGGGUGCACUUGGUGCCAUUUCGUAUCCGGAGGAUCGGUUUGAUUUGAUCUGGAGGAUCCCGUACCCGUACCACGAGGUGACAAAUGUUACUAGCGAAUAUUGUCCCGGCCUUGAUUCCCAUCCGUCGCUUGUGAUUCAGCAUUGA
Molecule: messenger RNA, 354 nt
Organism: Penicillium oxalicum
Lineage: Eukaryota; Fungi; Ascomycota; Eurotiomycetes; Eurotiales; Aspergillaceae
Product: putative phosphoglycerate mutase family protein
Exons: 3
Coding region: 1-354 (117 amino acids)
Source: RefSeq, a predicted model, not a curated record